Molecule: messenger RNA, 1486 nt
Organism: Paramecium pentaurelia
Lineage: Eukaryota; Ciliophora; Oligohymenophorea; Peniculida; Parameciidae
Source: the annotation of a GenBank genome assembly
AUGGCCAAUCUAAUUGAAGUUUAACUUAUUCAAAAUUAUGAGGAAUUAAAACUUAUAAUUCCUACAAUUAGAGAAGUCCUAAAUUCUAAAAGAGAAGUAACUAUUACGUGGAAGAAGACCUAAGAAGAUAUUUAUAAAGAAACUUUUCAUUAGAAUAGCCCAAUUAAAGAUAUUAAUUAAUAUAGAAUUUUAGAGAAUUUAACAAAUGUAUUUCCUUCUGAAAAUAUUCUCAAGAAUGAAAUGUAUCAAUUAUUUUUACAAAAGAUUAUUGACUAUGAUAGCAUAUGAUGUAGAAUAAAAAGAUUAUUUAAAAUUUAAAUUGAAUUUCAUUAGAUUAAACACCUCAUAACUCACAGAAAAUUUGUAAACUCAAUUAAAUUAACUUAUGAUAAAGAUUAAAAAAGAAUUUAAAGAUAUAAUCAAUAUUGAAGAUAGGUUUUCUUUGAUUCAAAUGUUUUAAUAAGAGAAUCUUUUAUCAAAGGAUGAACUUAAAUAAUUAUAUGUAUUUAAGAUAUAAUCUAUUUUUUAGUCAUAAAUUAAACCUUAUAUUAAUGGAAAUAUAAAUAUAUCAAUUUGGUUUUUAGAAUAAAUUCUAAGUUAUGAAAAGUAGAAUUAAAUACUUCUUUGUGAGAUUUAUGAAUAUUAUAUUUAACAAUAAAACUAAGAAUAGGCUCAAAAAUAUAUUUAACUUAUCCUUUAAAAACCUAUAUCAGAUUUAAAUGAUUAAGAAAUUCAAUUUGAAUACUAAGCAAUUAAAACAAAAAAUGAAUAAUAAAAGUAAUAAAUCAUGUAAAUAGAAGAAUCAUUUAAGAAUAACUAAAAAUAAUAUGAUACAAGCUAAUUAUAAACAAUAAUUGAAUUAAAAAAAGAAUUAGGAUACCCUAUUUAAGAGAUGUCAUAUAAUUAUUAAAAAUUGUCAUAAAAUUUUAUUUAAGAGAAAAACAUUUAAUAAGCAAUUUCAACUAUCAAAUCUUGUUUGGAUGAAAUUAAAUUAGAAUUGUUAAUAAAUUAUAAUUCUUUUCUUAUCAUUUAAGAAUCAAUUUGUAUUGAAAUACUUGGAGAUUGUUAUCGAUUGAAUAAGGAAUAUUAAUUGGCUCUUGAUAUUUAUUAAGAUUUACUUACAUUAAAUAAAUAGAUUAAACAUAACAAUGAUACAAAAAAAAUAAUUUAAGUUAAAUUGAAAAUGGCUGCAAUAUAUUUUCAACUACAAGAGUUUCAAAUGGCUUUGGAAAUCUAUAAAAGUACACUAAUCCUACAGGAAACUGAUAAAUAUGAUAAUAGCUAAUUCUUAUUAAUUGGAUAGAUUCAAUAUAAUAUGGCUUAGAGUUAUUUUCAUUUAGGAGAAAGAUAAACUGCUAAGUAAUAUUGUGAAGACGCUAUCUAAAACAUGACUACUAAAUUAGAUGAUAAAGACGACAUGAUAUUGAAGGCAAGAAAAUUAAAAGAAAAAAUCUUAGAUAUGUAACAAAGUAGAGUGAUUUAAUGA